Messenger RNA from Salvelinus namaycush (lake trout), 1464 nucleotides. Its product is annotated as dual specificity mitogen-activated protein kinase kinase 2-like. Gene Ontology annotation, molecular function: ATP binding; protein kinase activity. The coding region runs from base 1 to 1248 and encodes 415 amino acids. The transcript has 13 exons. The record is from RefSeq and is a predicted model, not a curated record. Gene Ontology annotation, biological process: protein phosphorylation. NCBI's taxonomy places the organism in Eukaryota, Metazoa, Chordata, Actinopteri, Salmoniformes, Salmonidae.
AUGGCUAACGGCUGUAUCCAGGAGCAGCUUUACUUAGCGAUCAAAUUAUUUUCCAAAACAUGGACCCCAAAAAGACCAGUGCCCCUAAACAUCACUCCCACUGGUGGUGAGGGAUUGUCCACCUCUAUGACCAUCACUGCUGCCUCUAAGGCUAAUCUGGAGGCUCUACAGAAGAAGCUGGAAGAGUUGGAUCUAGAUGAGCAGCAGAAGAAGCACUUGGAGGCUUUCCUUACCCAGAAAGCCAAAGUGGGCGAGCUGAAAGACGAUGACUUCCACCGCAUCCGUGAGCUGGGCACUGGCAACGGAGGCGUGGUCAACAAGGUGUGCCACAAACCCUCGGGCCUGGUCAUGGCCAGAAAACUGAUCCAUCUGGAGAUCAAGCCAGCCAUCAGAAACAAGAUCGUCAGAGAGCUACAGUUGCUACAUGAGUUAAACUCGCCCUACAUCGUUAGUUUCUACGGGGCCUUCUACAGCGACGGAGAAAUCAGCAUCUGCAUGGAACACAUGGAUGGGGGCUCCCUGGACCAGGUGCUGAAGGAGGCCAAGAGGAUCCCUGAGGAGAUCCUAGGGAAAGUCAGCAUUGCGGUUCUCAGAGGGUUAGCCUAUAUACGAGAAAAACACCAGAUCAUGCACAGAGAUGUGAAGCCCUCUAACAUCCUGGUGAACUCUCGUGGGGAGAUAAAGUUGUGUGACUUUGGUGUGAGUGGACAGCUCAUAGACUCCAUGGCCAACUCCUUUGUGGGAACACGCUCCUACAUGUCGCCGGAGCGAUUGCAGGGCACCCACUACUCUGUUCAGUCUGACCUGUGGAGUAUGGGCCUGUCUCUGGUGGAGCUGUCUAUCGGCCGGUACCCCAUCCCCCCUCCUGACGCCAAGGAGCUGGAGACCAUCUUCGGCCGGCCCAUCAUGGAUGGGGCCGAGGGAGUCAUGCACAGCAGCACCUCACCCAAACCCCCCGGGGGCAGACCUGCCAGCAGCCAUGGUCCUGUGAUGGCCAUCUUUGAGCUGCUGGACUACAUUGUCAACGAGCCUCCCCCUGAACUGCCCCAUGGAGUAUUCACUUCUGAUUUCCGUGACUUUGUGACUAGAUGUCUCAUCAAGAACCCAACAGACCGGGCUGACCUGGAUAUGCUGAUGAGCCACACGUUUAUCAAGCGCGCUGAGGUAGAGGAGGUGGACUUUGCUGGCUGGCUCUGUAAAACCAUUGGGCUGAACCAACCCAGCACUCCCCCAAGCACUGCAGACUAGACACACACACACAUAUGCAGUGGCCUGUGGAUACACAAGCAGCCUCUACAACCACAUGUAUACAAAAACACUUUCCUUGUCAGCCACCUUUCCUCUCAGGUGAUCCUGGUAUGAACUGGCCCUUGUCAGUCACUCUCCUCUGUCAGAAACAAGCCCAAAGUUACAACCUUAACAUUGCUUCAAUGGUGUGGUUAGGGCAACCCCUCACUCUGUCAG